Messenger RNA from Nannochloropsis gaditana CCMP526, 1909 nucleotides. RefSeq lists its product as uncharacterized. The record is from RefSeq and is a predicted model, not a curated record. The transcript has 2 exons. Bases 44 to 1909 code for a protein of 621 amino acids.
CAGCUUGGUUUUCAAAGCAGGUGUGAUAUCACAGGCCACUGUCAUGGUUCCUUGGAGAAGACAUUGUGAGCUCAUCUAUCUGACUUCUGCCAAACGUCUGUGCUUCUUUGCCCUUUUCCUGCUUUUGACCUGGCCUCCCCUCGUUCAUGCCGAUGCAGCGGCUGCGGUUAACCAUGGCAGCACGAGCGGGUUGGAGAACAAAAAGGAGGCUUAUCGCAGCGAUCCUGCCCACCUUAUUGUGCCCACGGGCCACGACACGAAAUACGACAAGGUGGACGAGCUGACGAACCUGCUCCAGCAAAAAGUCGCGGCCCUCGUCAACGCGGAAAAAGCCAUCACCUCCCUUGAAAAUCAGCUCAACAUCGCCUCCAAACAACUUGAAACGACAGCACAAAGCCUGUCCGCCUCUGACAGAGAGACCUCGAGGCUCACGCAAGAGGUCAAGGAGCUGACGCACAAGUUGGAUGCAGCCGAAGCCUCCGCCGUGGCGGCGACUGCUCAAGCCACUGUCGCUGUCGACACUGCCACUGCGGCAGCCAAGAAGGAGACUGCGGCAUGGAUAGCCAGGGCGGAAAAGGCAGAGGCGGGCAUGGACGUGGCGGUGACGGAGGCGACGCGGCUGAAGGCCGAGACGCAGGCCUUGCAAGCCAGCGUGGCCGCGGGCAAGGGCCUGGAGGGGCAGUGGUCUGAGGAGAAAGCGCGGAUGGAGAAGGAGCUGGCGAUCGUGCGGGAAGAGAAGGAUCAGGCCGUGGCGGGUUUGGAACGGGCGGCGGCCGAGGCGAAAGCCCGGGUGGAGGAGGAAAAGGAAGGGACCGAAGCAGCGAUGGGGAGGAUGAGGGAAGAAGCCGCGGCAGCCGUAGCGGAAGAGAGGGAGAAGACAGCCGCAGCAGUCAGCAAGGCCCAAGAGGAGCUUUCCCGGGCGUUGCAGGUGGAAAGGGAGAAGCGGGAGGAGGCGGUCUCGGCAGCCAUGGGGGAGGCUACAAGGGCCAAGACCAGGGUGCAGGCGCUGGAGCGAGAGGUGGCGGACGCGGAUCGGCGGAUAGCGAGCGCGCAAGAACAGCUCUCAGGGAAAUUGGCGCAAAGGGAGAAGGAGACGGAGGCGCUUCGGGCCAAGCUGGAAGAGGUGCUGGCCACCAAGUACACCUGGCGGGUGCUGUCGGGGGAUUUCUCGGCGUUCUGCGGGCGCAUGGCGGCCCUUACACAGGCAAAGGCUCGGUGCGGGAUAAGCUGGGCUGCACGAGAAGGCAAGAGGCGAGGAGAAGAGGCGGGGCGGAUGCUGCAACCGCAUGUGGAGGCCGCGCGGAUGGCCCUAGGCUCUCAGUGCCGGGAGAUGGAGAAGAGGAUCCAGCCCCUGUGGACGGCCCACGUGCUACCCCCUUAUCGGGAGCACGUAGAGCCCCGACUGGCUCAGGCGGCGGCAUACCUGGGACCGGUGUGGGAAGGAGAGGUCCGGCCCCGGUUGCUGCAAGGCUGGGAGUGGGGAAAGCGGGGGCGGGGCGCGCGCGAGCAUGGGGCCGGGCGCGAGUGGUUGGCGGUGAAACGGAGGGCAGUCAUUUGGGUAAGGGGACAGGACUGGGCGGCCGGAUUGGACGCGGAACGAGUGGUCACGAGCCUUGAAUACGUGCUGGUCGCCACCCUCUUCUUCCUCCUUCGGCACCUGCUCUGGCGCCUUGUCAUGACAGCCCUAGGCCUUGUGGUGGGGCUGAUCACGCUGCCCUUCCGGAUCCUCUUUUGGAUUUUCUUCUGGCCGGUCUUGCUUUUUGGCGGGAAGAGAAAGGCGAAGAUGGAGAUAGAAGGGCCGCAGAGGGGGGGAGCGGGGAAGGCAGGAGGGGGUGGAGGGAAAGGGCGAGGGGCUCCGGGCGGCCCGCCGCCGACGCACCCGUUGGCACACGCGCAGCAUGGCCGGUAA